Molecule: messenger RNA, 7278 nt
Organism: Austrofundulus limnaeus
Lineage: Eukaryota; Metazoa; Chordata; Actinopteri; Cyprinodontiformes; Rivulidae
Gene: rab11fip3
Product: RAB11 family interacting protein 3 (class II)
Exons: 15
Coding region: 1023-4271 (1082 amino acids)
Biological process (GO): regulation of cytokinesis; endocytic recycling
Cellular component (GO): midbody; cleavage furrow; recycling endosome membrane
Molecular function (GO): calcium ion binding
Source: RefSeq, a predicted model, not a curated record
CGUCAGCGGUGGAUGUAUGCGGCUGGAGGAGGAGGAGGAGGAUGGGACGCUGCUGAUGCUGAUGCGAGAGCUUUCGGCGUCUGCGAUCCGAACACCGAUGGACUGAUUCCUUUCACGAUGGAGUACCGUGACCUCRCUUCACAUUCUAGUCGUUUCCUCGUGAUUUUGAACGCGGACUGACGAGACAGGUGAGACCGUGAGACGAGGACGGCGGAGGAAUCCGAGGAGGAAAGGUUUCGACUCGUCACUCUCUUCUGGCCUGUCUAGUUUCGUCCUGGACACAGGUGGAUUGACGCUGGAAAAAAACAGAGGAGAAAAAAAACCGAAGAAAUUACGCUGUGCUGCGAAAAGACAUCUAUUUAUCUUCAUUUUAAUAAAGAGAGCUAGCAUUUUGUUUAAUUUAAUUUGGCGGAAAAAAGCUGAAUCGUUGGCCGAGUUGGAGGCUAAUUUGUAGCUAGUCGGUUAGCCGCUUCCUCCACCAAUGGCCACGGAGAAGGGAGGAGCUAACGUUCGUUGCUAACACAAAAUAAAAGAGGCUAGGACAGAUACAUGUGCUUUCCCGCUUUUGUAUUGAUGUUGUAAACCCUGCACCUAGAGGUUAUUUGAUGUUUGAUUACAGCUGUAGACGAGAUUAGUCAUUCGGCUAAGAAAGCUAAUGUUGACAAACACCCGUGUGGGACUCACGUCGGCGUUCAAGCAGCUCGAGCCGAAGUGAAGCUUGUUGGCGGCRGAUGUGCUGAACAAAUUGGCGUCAACCAGCCAUGACAGAAAAAAGACACAGUGUGAGUCAACGUGCAACUUAAUCGGACCAAAAAUGAACACGUUAGGUGACGUCUUAAUAAAACUACUAUUACUAUUUUGUGUUACUUGCCAAACUGUAAGAACUGGCUCGUAGAAAGUUCUGCCACUUGUUUCUAUCAGGACCAGAAAAGCAUGGCGUUAAAGCCGAACAGCAGUGUUUUUAACUGCGGUCAGAUAAAAUGUUUUAGGCUUUCUAGAGUUGGUAAAGAGGACUAGCCUCAAUGGAGCCGACAGUUGUGUCUGGCCCUUUGGGGCACACUCAGUGGGAGUCCGAGCAGCCAUUUCCUCUGGGAUUUCAGACGUCAAACAAUGGAGGUGUGCUCUGUGCAACYAUGAGUGGCCAGACGGGUUUGGAUGAUAAAGAUGGAAGUUUCCCAAAAAGUGAGGAGGAAAACCUUUUUGCGGAUGAGCCUUUUAAGCUUGAUAACUUUAUAAAUAUAUCUUCUUUUUCUUGUGGGGAUUUGCAUUUUGAGGGAGGACAGCCUGUGGUUUCCCAUGCUUCAGUCCACAGUACUCGUUUACAGGAAUUGUCUUGCACAGAACAAAACGAAGGACUUGAGGGAAUUAGUGACUGCACAUUGUGGAUGUUUUCUUCCGAUUUCUCUGAUGUGUCUGAGAAAACAACUGCUAGUAAGGAGCUGACUUUUACACAAAACUCCUCUCCUGAGGGCUCAGAUGUCCUCAGUGGCCAGACUGACUUAUUGAACAUCAGCGUGCCAUCUUCUCCAAUUUCCAGGAGCGAUACAGAGACUAAAUUGGGGGAUCCGUUUUUGCUAGUAGAUUUCUCGGACGAACUUCCUUGUCUCACGCAGGAAUCCACGAGUGAGCUAAACCUACAGGGUGUUACUGAGGAGCAGGCUGGUCCCCCUCCCUUACAGACUGUGUCACCUGAAACUGGAGACAAAGGUUUAUUCCCUGAUCAAGUGACUGCUCUGCCUAUAACCUGUAGCACUUCGGUGCAAGGUUUACCUGAGAACUGCCAGCCGUGUAGCCACAUCAGCACACUGCAAGAGCAUUUCGAAGGAUCCGUGCCUUUGUUGGAUUUGGACGUUCCAGAUUUUGACAGUAGCUUAUGCCCUGCCAUUCUUGUGUCUGAAGUCUGCUCAGGUACUCAGUCAGAGGUGGCAAAUGCAGAAGCCGCUUUAAUUAGAAAUCUUCCUCAGGAGGAGAUAASUGAGAAUGACUCACUUGCUCUGAGUUUGCCAGACGAACCCUCUCUCCUGAUACUGCCGCUGACUCAAGAUGCCUGCUGUCACGAUGAUCUCACCAGUGAGAGGAACUCUGUGGAGAUCAUUUCUGAGGAUCUGAUAGAUGAUAAGAUUUGUGUCGAAACCAGCAAUCAGGAAAACGGGGAGAUGGCUCUGGAUCUGUGCUUGACURUUGAAGAAGUCCAUGAUGAUGAUGCGUCUUGGGACUUAAAACCACACGAGGAUUUAAAAACAGGAAGUGCUUUCAGUCCGGGAGCUGAACAAAGGGAAUUGACAGACUUUAACCAACUUGAGGAUUCAGACCAUCAUGAAGUGGCUUCUUUUGAUUUUUCAGUUCAGGACGUUAACAUUUCUUGUCCAGAAACUGGAUGGACUAGUGAGCAGACUGUGGAGACCAUUUCCUCCUCAAMGAUGGUGGGAGACGACUCCCUGCCAGUGGUCUCAGCUGUAAAUACAAUAGAAGAGGAUGUGUCUCCUCUGAAAGCCGUAUUUGAUGCUUUGGACCAAGAUGGAGAUGGUUUCGUUCGUAUUGAGGAGUUUAUGGAGUUUGCAGCUGCGUAUGGGGCCGAUCAGGUGAAGGACUUGACAAAGUUUUUGGAUCCCAGUGGUCUUGGAGUCAUCAGUUUUGGAGACUUCCAUCGUGGCAUUUCUGCAAUUAGCAAUGGAGGCCCUGAGCCACAGCUCUACAGUGUAAACUACAGUCCAGGGGAUGGAGCUGUGGGCUGCCCUGAGGAAUACGAUGAGCAGAAUGAGGUAACAGAUAGUGCCUACCUGGGCUCUGAGAGCACCUACAGUGAAUGUGAAACCUUUACUGAUGAAGACACCGGAGCUCUUGUACCUCCUGAGAUGCAUGAAGACGUGGAAACRGACAGUGGCAUAGAAGCCACGCUGCACGAUCCUGAAGAUGGUGGAAACAGGUUUUCCCUGAACUCUGAGCUCCACAACCACUCCCUGGUGACUGUGAUCGGUGGAGAGGAGGARCACUUUGAGGACUUUGGAGAAAGCAACACGUCCGAGCUGCUGCUGGAGUCCAGYGUGGAGGGCUCUGUGGUAGAGGGGGACUCCCUCCUCACACAGACCCCUGAGCAGGUCAAUGGCUCUUCACUUCUUUCUCCCAGUGCACCUGCUUCUCUCCCUGACUGCUUUCAGAGCUUCCUCAGGGAGGAGGCGCUGGACUUUUUCUGUAGCCAGUGUCACAAACAAAUAAGUCGCCUCGAAGAUCUGUCCGCUCGCCUCAAUUUCCUAGAGAUGACUAGUGCUGGGAAAAGGUUGUCCAGUAAGAAGGUGGCAAGACACCUCCUGCAGAACAGCUCGAUGACGCUGGACACCAUGAGCGACUUGACGCGGGACAUCCUGGAGCUGGCCGACAACGACAUCACCGACAAGGUGCUGCUCCUCGAGCGUCGGGUGGCGGAGCUGGAGAAGGAGUCGGAGGCCUCGGGAGAGCAGCACGCACGGCUGCGCCAGGAGAACCUUCAGCUGGUGCACCGGGCCAACGCCCUGGAGGAGCAGCUGAAGGAGCAGGAGCUCCAAGCCGACGAGGAGCUCCAGCAGGAAACCCGGCGGCACAAAGAGGCUCUGAGCAAGCUGGAGCGAGAGAAGGAGCUGGAGCUGGAGAACCUACAGGCCAGGUUGCAACAGCUCGAUGAUGAGAACAGUGAACUGAGGUCCUGCGUUCCCUGCCUUCGAGCAAACAUAGAAAGACUAGAGGAGGAGAAGAGAAAGCUUCAGGAUGAGGUGGAAACAGUUUCAGAUAGGUUGCAGGACGAGACGGAAUCGCGCCGGAAGAUGGCYGACAAGCUGAGUCACGAGCGACACCAGAACCAGAAGGAGAAGGAGAACACUCAGGAGGUUAUUGAAGAUCUGCGUAAACAGUUGGAGCACCUGCAGCUGUACAAGCUGGAGGCGGAAGCAAAGAGAGGCCGUACUCCCGGAGCGGGGCUGCAGGAGUAUCAGACCCGAACCCGUGAAGCAGAGCUGGAGCAGGAGAUCAAAAGACUCAAACAGGACAACCGUUCUCUGAAGGAGCAGAAUGACGAGUUAAACGGACAGAUAAUCAACCUGAGCAUCCAGGGAGCCAAGAAUCUGAUGUCCGCUUCGUUCUCCGACUCCCUGGCAGCUGAGAUCAACUCUGUGUCUCGUGCUGAGUUGAUGGAGGCUGUUCACAAACAGGAGGAAAUCAACUACAGACUCCAGGACUACAUUGACAAAAUCAUUGURGCCAUCAUGGAGUCCAACCCUUCAAUCCUGGAGGUCAAAUAGACCUCAUCCAGCCAGAGGGWCCACCUGCUCUCACUCUGCAGACUCUCAAAUAUAAAUACACACAUACUCAACACCUGGCCAGAGGAAGAGGACAUAGAAAGGAUGUAAAAAUCCAAAUAUCCUUUUGGAAUCAAACAACUCGCCCAGUAUUCUUUGAGAAAAGAUGARUUCUAGAUUUCUAAGAAGUCCGUGGCUGUCGAUGGGAAAAUAAGCUGCUUCUUAUUUGAGUUUGAGUUUCUGUGUUCGCUCUCCUAAAAGCACUUGGGUUCUGGUGACUUCCAUGUUUUUGGCUAGAGGGAUCCAAGUCCCCCCUCCCCUCCCCCCACCCCGUCAGUGAGUGAAUGCAGGAGUCUGCGUAAAGUAGAAAACAUUUCCCAGAAACGUGUCAGCCUUCGAUUGAGCUUCUGAAGAAGAAGGUUCUCCGAUGAUUCACUGAUCCUACCGACGCCUGGGUUCAGUCUGCAUCAGGAGGGAGGGGGGUGYGUGGGCUGCUGCCACUCGGACCGUGCUGAAUCGUGUUUUAAUCACAAACCGUAUGAAGCGCCGGCSAGCGGCGCGAGGGGAAGUUUAACGUUUUUUAAAAAGCGUUUCGUGCUGCUCUUUCAUCGUCAUUCCAGGGAACCCAAGUGAGGGACCGUCUGGAGGGUUUUGUUUGCGUGCGUGACUCUGACAUUUUCUUUCUUUUUUUCCUUUUUUUUUAAGCAACACACUUAUUUUGUGGGGCAAGUUAAAGAAGUGGCUGGGGUUCUUAUUUGCAUCGCGGUUUCUUAUGUUUUUAAUUUUUACGAUGAAACAGGGUCCUGGGUCUGAGGUGGGCUGGAAAAGCACUACACUUCCAAACAUAUCUCGUUUAACUCACACGAAACAAUCUUGUUCACAGAGAGUAGGAAUCUCUCCUGGAAAUUCYUUUCCAAGUACGGCCCACCUGACUCCAGCAUCCUCUUGCUGAGUGAAAUAAGGAAGCGUACCUGAUGUAUUGUGUUGUUUUGGCCCAGCGCACGUAAUUUAUUGUCUGUUAAACUGUCGUUGCAACUGAAAUGCUGGCAUUUGAUGAGUUGUAUGUGAGGAAACGAACAGUUGUACUUUGCACUGUGUUUUGACUUCAUUGUUGUUUCUGUUAGUUUAUUGUGAAGGGAUCAAGUCAUGAAUGAGGGUCGUUAUUUGGAUGAGUGUGCCCCCUUGUGAAUCACGCUACUAUAACGCCAUAUUUAUUCAACAUGGCAACAAAUAAUCCUGCAGGUAUGGUUUUUUUUAAGGUUGGCUUCAUUUUAUUGUUUUUUUUUUUCCCUCAGCCAGUUUGGGAAGGCAUGGCAAACCUUUUGUAGCAAUAAUGCUUGGCUAGAAAAUUGUGGAGGGAAACUGAACAAACCUGCGCCUCAUUGCUUCUCUCUAAGGAUAUAUAAACUAUUCCAGACUAAUGGGUGCCGUGCGACUAACUCUUCUGGACACUGAUGCAGACCUGGAUGUUGGAACUUCCUGUCAGAUUCAUCAACGCUCAAGUUAUUUCYAAAUGGCGUGGCGUUCAGUGGCAUCAGUAUCCCACAAAUUCCUGUUUUUUUUUUGUUUGUUUUUUUUCUCCCCUGUCUCCUGCCUCAGAUCYUUUAUUCACCUGCCGCUCUGUGGGGAAAAAUGGCCUUGGAUGUAAAUGAUGUAAAGAUUUUUGUACACUCAUUCUAGAUUCUAGGUAUUUUUAUAAUCACAAGAGGGGAAAGAGAAUUUUUCCCCCCCUGAUCCUACACAGAGGGAAUACAAAAUGUCAGCUGCCUGUACUCUUCUUUAGCAUGUAGCGUGUACAGUAUCUGUCAGGGUUCUUCACUUUUAAAAAAGAUAUUUAUUCAGCGUUAACUCACUGGUCUUCUGUAGACAAAUGGAUUCACAAAAAGGGAUAAAUCGCACUAAUUARAUCUGGGAGAAUUCAYUGAAAGGUGACAGUUUUAAAGUUUGUCUGUGGUUGUCGCACCUUGAAUAUGACCUGCUCAGAACGGUGAUUUGUUGAGGUCUUUACUCUCUUCCAUAACGCUGAUGUUGCUUCGACCUGUUCAGGGCGGUGGUUCGGAUGUGGCAAAGUCUGCACUUUGGACUGUUGUCUUCCCAGAUGGAGUCGGAUGCUGCAUGGAUACAGAUUUAUUUUAUURUCUCUCUCCACUUGCUGGGCAAAUCUCACACUGUCCGCAUCCAUCAGUGGAGUUGUUGAAACUUUCACAGCCAGCUUAAAGGUUYUCCUUUCAUAUUUCUUUACAAUAUGGCACGUGGACAAAGCAGACAGAUUCUGCUUAAAUCUUUCUAAUUCGUUGACAGAUAUUUUGACCAAACAAAGCUGGUAAUGAUACCUAUCAGACAAACCACAGAGCUGUAUGCAGUUUGCACUUUAACCUGAUAUAAUUUCAGCUUUUGAAUUCUAGUUUAAAAAAAAAAAAAGACCAAAGAUGGAUGUUUAGAAUUUGGAUCUGUCAGCGAUCACGCUUUGGAUUACACUUUAGCUGCUCUCACCCUGAGAGGAAGUCAGAAACUGGCCUGCUAGUCUCAACACUGUGCCUCCGUCUCAAACUUAGCCUCUGAACUAACCUGAUAAUGAGCCCCGAGGAAAAAGGCACUGGCUGUGGCCGUUGCUUUGUUUUAAAAUAUACAUUGACACCUAAAUUGUAAAAAUGAAUUGUCUUUUUUUGUUUGUUUGUUUGUUUCACACACUCACUUCCGGUGUCCAAAAGAAAGUUGGCUCCAGGCACGAGCAUCACUAUUGUCAUGGUGCACAKCUUGCCUUUAGGUGACACGGGAAGAUUUAAAAAGUCUAUUGUAGAAAAGAGAAUCUGUACAUCUUAAAUUUAUUCCUAUUUUCACAUAUAAAUGUAUAAAUUAUUACAGUAAUGGGUACUGCUGUAUAUUUUUUGAAGCGCCCCAAAGUGAUCAAAUCUUAAUUGUUACAAGGGAAAUGUGUUAAUGUAAAAAGAGGAAAAUUUACAGGUAAGAAGUGGAAAUAAGAGUAGAAUAAAUAAAUGGAAUAAAAGUA